CUCCAAGAUGGCCGCCGCUUGAAGCGACCAUACUUUUGUUUUGUUUCCGUUUCUUUCAUUUCCGUUUUAGCUAACUCGGAUUUGAAAUAAGUCCGGCAAACUGAGGACCGAAAACUAAAUCGAAUAUACAAGCUGGGGUUUGUGUGAGAGAUGUCGACUGGCCAGUCUGAGGAAGCGCUGGAGAUUGAGAUCAAUGGACAAGACAAACAGGAGGUUGUGGAAGAUGGGGUCGAGGAGCACACAGUCUUGACCAGUGAGUUUGUCACCCAAGCAAUCGACAUCAAUGAGCCAAUCGGCAACCUCAAGAACCUGCUGGAACCACGCCUCCAGUGCUCAUUGGAUGGAUACGAGAUCUGCCUACAGGAUAUCCUGCUGAUGCCUGAGCACAGCCUGUUUGAUCAGGGCGUGAAGACUGAGGGCACCGUACAGCUCAGUGUACAGAUCUGCACAGAGGGUACGGAGCCCAGGCUGAACAUUGUGGAGAUCGUGAAGCCGGUAGAGACAGUAGAGGUGCUGAUCGAUGAGGAAGAGGAGGGUGCGGAGGAAGGGCAGGUGUUCGCACUGGAAAGUUCUGCCGUCACCGAUGACACGUCUGAUGAGGUGACCCACUGGACCAUCAACCAGCCGGUGCAGUUUGUCUCCGCCCCCCUGCAGCAGGCCGCGCCCCCAGCGCUGAAGGUCCUGCCCACCAAGCAGAGUAAAGUUCAGCGGCCGCGCGUCUCCGGGGGAGAGGAGCGCAGCACCCCAGGGAAUCGCACCGGUAAUAACGGGCAGAUCCAGCUGUGGCAGUUCCUGCUGGAGCUGCUGACGGACAGGGAGGCGCGCAGCUGCAUCUGCUGGGUGGGGGACGAGGGCGAGUUCAAGCUCACGCUGCCCGAGCUGGUGGCACAGAAGUGGGGCCAGCGCAAGAACAAGCCCAGCAUGAACUACGAGAAGCUCAGCCGCGCCCUCAGGUAUUACUAUGACGGGGAUAUGAUCUGCAAGGUGCAGGGGAAGCGCUUUGUGUACAAGUUUGUGUGCGAUCUGAAGAUGCUGAUUGGCUACAGCGCGGCCCAGCUCAACCAGCUGGUCCUGGAGUGUGAGCAGAGGAACGCUAGCCGCAUGCAGCUGCCCGUCGCCACGGUGACCCUGGCCAGCCCACCGCCACGGUGACCCUGGCCACUGCCAACACCCUCAACUGGCACAGCUGAAGAGGAGUGAGUGCGAGUGUGUUUCUGUGAGUCUGUGAGAGUCUGUGGGAGUAAUGCCCUCAAUUUAUGUCCAGACCGACCGUUAUCUGGUGUGAAUGUUGUUCAGGCUCAAUGUUUUACGGGUUGAAUAUUGUAGCAUUGAUAUUAUAGGGGUUUUAAUGUUGUACGGACUGGAUGUUGAAUGUUGCUCAGGUUGAAUGUUGUGCAGGCUGAAUAUUGUAGCAUGAAUGUUAUAUGGGCUGAAUGUUGUAGCAUUAAUGUUCUCUGGGCUGAAUGUUGUAGCAUUAAUGUUGUAUGGGUUGAAUGUUGUAGCAUUAAUGUUCUCUGGGCUGAAUGUUGUAGCAUUAAUGUUAUAGGGUUUGAAUGUUGUAGCAUUAAUGUUAUAGGGGUUGAAUGUUGUUGCAUUAAUGUUAUAGGGGUUGAAUGUUGUUGCAUUAAUGUUAUAGGGGUUGAAUGUUGUAGCAUUAAUGUUAUAGGGGUUGAAUGUUGUAGCAUUAAUGUUAUAGGGGUUGAAUGUUGUAGCAUUAAUGUUAUAGGGGCUGAAUGUUGUAGCAUUAAUGUUAUAGGGGCUGAAUGUUGUAGCAUUAAUGCAUUAAUGUUAUAGGGGCUGAAUGUUGUUGAAUGAAUGUUCAGGCUCUGUGUUUUAUGGGCUGGCUUUUGUAUUCCCUCUGAGGGUUGAGCCUGUGGUUGUAUAUAAACUCUGUGCUUUAGUUCACCGCAGGGUCCGGCUGCCUCUGUUUGUGAGGGACCUUUCCCCAGGGUGGCAGCUCUCACCUGGGGUAAUAAAGGGACUUGUUGUUUUUUAA
Conger conger (European conger) is the source of this 1996-nucleotide messenger RNA. Its product is annotated as GA-binding protein alpha chain-like. The transcript has 8 exons. The record is from RefSeq and is a predicted model, not a curated record. The coding region runs from base 151 to 1152 and encodes 333 amino acids. Gene Ontology annotation, biological process: cell differentiation; regulation of transcription by RNA polymerase II. Gene Ontology annotation, cellular component: nucleus. Gene Ontology annotation, molecular function: sequence-specific DNA binding; DNA-binding transcription factor activity, RNA polymerase II-specific. Lineage: Eukaryota; Metazoa; Chordata; Actinopteri; Anguilliformes; Congridae.